This is a messenger RNA of Ilex paraguariensis (yerba mate), 1668 nucleotides long. The record is from the annotation of a GenBank genome assembly. NCBI's taxonomy places the organism in Eukaryota, Viridiplantae, Streptophyta, Magnoliopsida, Aquifoliales, Aquifoliaceae.
AUGGUAGUAACAGAAGGACGAAAUACAACAGUCGUUGAUGGUGGUGGUGAUUGUACAGGUGGUGGUGGGGAAAGAACUGGUAUUAGUGGUGGUGAGGAUUGCACCAAUGGGGGAGGUGAGUGGAUUUUUGGUGGAGCUACUUUUGGUGAGGGAGCUGGAGACAGUAUAGAAGGAUUUGGAGGAAAUGAAAUCGAAGUUAGAGCUGGAGUUGGAGCUGGAGCUAGAACCGGAGAAGGUUUCGAGCUAGGACUUGGUGGCUUGGAAAUGAAUGGUGGGAUGGAGGUCCUUGCUGGUUGUGUAAAGGGUGAAGUUUCUGACGGAGAGCGUUGUGGAGGCUCUACAGGUGAAGUUUUUGAUGGAGAGCUUGGUUGUGGAGGCUCUAUAGGCGAAGUUUUGAAUGGAGAGCUUGGUUGUGGAGGCUCUAUAGGUGAAGGGCUUGAUGGGGUGGCGAUUGGUGUUGGGGUUGGCUUUGGUUUGGGACUUUGUGGUGGUAGGGGUGGAGAAGUCUUAGGUGAGUUAGGUUCCAAGAUUGGUAAUGGGUUUGGUGAUGGGGUGGACUUGGUAGCUACUUUUGGUGAGGGAGCUAGAGACGAGAUAGAAGGAUUUGGAGGAAGCGAAAUCGAAGUUAGAGCUGGAGCUGGGGCUAGAACUGGAGAAGGUUUUGAGCUAGGACUUGGUGGCUUGGAAAUGAAUGGUGGGAUGGAGGUCCUUGGUGGUUGUGUAGAAGGUGAAGUUUCUGAUGCAGAGCUUGAUUGUGGAGGGUCUACAGGUGAAGGUUUUGAUGGAGCGCUUGGGUGCGGAGGCUCUAUAGCUGAAGGGCUUAAUGGGGUGGCGAUUGGUGUUGGGGGUGACUUUGGUUUGGGACUUGGUGGUGUUAGGAGCGGAGAAAUCUUAGGUGGGUUCAGUUCCAAGAUUGGUAAUGGUUUUGGUGAUGGGGUGAAAUUGGGAGGCGACAGAAUUGGUUUCACUAUCUUAGGAGCUGGUGCUGGUUUCAAGCUCGGACUUGGUGGCAUGGAAAUUAAUGGUGGGAUGGAGGUCCUUGGUGGUUGUGCAAAAGGUGAAAUUUUGGGUGGAGAGCUUGGUUGUGGAGGCUCUAUAGGUGAAGGGCUUGUUGGGGUGGCGAUUGGUGUUGGGGGUGGCUUUGGCUUGAGACUUGGUUGUGGUAGGGGGGGAGAAGUCUCAGGUGGGUUAGGUUUCAAGAUUGGUAAUGGUUGUGGUGAUGGGGUGGGAUUGAAAAUCGAAGGUGAUAGAGGUGGUAUAGCCUUUGGUGAAAGGUUAGGUUGUGGUGUUGGUGAAAUGGAAAGAGGAUUCACUGGCGCCAAUGGAAAUAGUUUUGGCAUUGGAGGAAAGGAAAUUGGCUCAACUUUAGGCAUAGAUGGCGGUUUUGCAUUCGGAUUUGGCUUUAAUGGGGUUAUUGUAGGACUUGGUGGAGCUUGUGGUUGUGGAUUUGAACUUGGUGGAAUAAGAGAUUCUGGUGGAUGCUUACCGCCUUGGCGUGGUUUUGAAGGUCUGCAGCCUACUAAACUGCAAUUAACUGUCCGACUCAACUCAGAUUCGCAAGUCUCCUCAGAUUUUUGUUUUGGUCUAUCUGUCAAGCAAUUGCUUGUGUCAUCCAGUACACGGCCUUCUUUUGAAGAAAGGCAUGUAAAAUCCACACUCUUAAAAUAG